This is a messenger RNA of Condylostylus longicornis, 327 nucleotides long. RefSeq lists its product as uncharacterized. Bases 1 to 327 code for a protein of 108 amino acids. The transcript is spliced from 4 exons. NCBI's taxonomy places the organism in Eukaryota, Metazoa, Arthropoda, Insecta, Diptera, Dolichopodidae. The record is from RefSeq and is a predicted model, not a curated record.
AUGAGAUGCAAAGGAACAUGCAUCGAUACAAUUUUUCCAGAAGAAUUUACAUCCUUUCUUAGUUUAAUAUUGUCAACUAUACCAAUGUUUAAGAAAGGUACAGAUUCACGCUUUGGAUUUGGUUUCCGAAAUAAUCAAAAUUCUGAUGUACAAUUUCUUUUUGAACUUGGACCACAAACUUAUACACAAUCACUUGAUUCAGACAAUUCAAUUGAUAAAAGAGAAGUUAAAAGUAAAGAUAGUAUUUAUAAUAGUGGUUUUAAAGAUAUGACCCACAGGAAAAAAUCAACUCCGAUCGAUAGUGAUCACCCCGGCUCGCAACAGUAA